This is a messenger RNA of Andrographis paniculata, 699 nucleotides long. Its product is annotated as 21 kDa seed protein-like. The record is from RefSeq and is a predicted model, not a curated record. NCBI's taxonomy places the organism in Eukaryota, Viridiplantae, Streptophyta, Magnoliopsida, Lamiales, Acanthaceae. Bases 1 to 699 code for a protein of 232 amino acids. The transcript is spliced from 3 exons. Gene Ontology annotation, molecular function: endopeptidase inhibitor activity.
AUGGCAGCAAUGGCAAAACCCCUAUUUUCCACCAACAUUCUCUCUCUCUCUCACCUUCUCAUCCUUGUUGUCAUCUCCUUUUCCGGCCACGUCGCCGCACAAGAAUUUCCGCUUGACGGAGUAAGGGACACACGAAAUAGUUUUGUCCGGGCAGGACAAAGUUACUACAUAUACUCUGCCUACAACCGUUACCCAGUCAUCUUCACUGCUGUCGGCCCUGAGCCAUGCCCAAUAUACGUGGCCAUAAACACAGCUGGCCGUGCCGCCUUUCCGGUUAGAUUCUUCUCAGUAAAUGGCCGGGAAACUUUUAUUCGUCUCAACGUUUCAGUGACCAUCGAGUUUACUUGGACCUUUCCCUGCUUCAAUAGCACCGUGUGGCAGGUUGCGCCGAAUAAUCAUAAGGGCGACGAGCAGCAAUUGAUAACACUUGGCGGAACACAAGGGAAGCCGGGGUGCAACAACAUCCGAAGCUAUUUUAAGAUUGAAUGGGCCCCUGGAGACGUAUACCGCAUUUCUUAUGACCCUGACGACGUCUGCGACAUCCCGGUGCAAUCCUAUUCCGUCGGCCCCGGCACCGUCUAUGCAAAUGGAGCUCAGCCUUUGGCACUGGUCGAUGCGGCUCCAAUGUUAUCAGAACUCGAGGAUAACCCAAAAAAUGGAAUGUUGCAUACUGUUGCUAAAGACUUUCUAUAUGGAUAA